AUGAACAUACAGCAGACUGAACCAUCAGUCGAGAAACUAGAAGAAAAAGCAAGAAAAUGGCAACAAAUGCAAUCAAAGCGGUAUGGAGAAAAGAGGAAGUUUGGUUUUAUUGAACACGAAAAAGCUGAUAUGCCACCAGAACAUAUCAGAAAGAUUAUUAAAGAUCAUGGAGACAUGUCGAGUAAGAAAUAUAGACAUGAUAAACGAAUCUAUUUAGGUGCCUUAAAAUAUGUACCACAUGCAGUAUUAAAGCUGCUAGAAAAUAUGCCAAUGCCAUGGGAACAAGUUCGUGAAGUACCCGUUUUAUAUCAUAUUACUGGAGCAAUCACAUUCGUUAAUGAAAUUCCGUGGGUUAUUGAACCUGUGUAUAUAGCACAAUGGGGUACUAUGUGGAUUAUGAUGCGUCGCGAAAAACGCGAUAGACGACAUUUUAAACGUAUGCGUUUCCCACCAUUUGAUGACGAAGAGCCUCCAUUAGAUUAUGGUGAUAAUAUUUUAGAUGUAGAACCAUUGGAAGCAAUUCAAAUGGAAUUAGAAGAGGAUGAAGAUGCGCCAGUUUAUGAGUGGUUAUAUGAUCAUAAACCUUUGAUGGACACUAAGUUCGUGAAUGGGUCAACAUAUCGGCGGUGGAAAUUAAGUUUGCCUAAAAUGUCCACUUUAUAUCGUUUAGCACACCAAUUGUUGUCAGACUUGACAGAUCAAAAUUAUUUCUAUUUAUUUGAUUUAAAGUCAUUUUUCACUGCUAAAGCAUUAAAUUUGGCGAUUCCUGCUGGACCAAAGUUUGAGCCAUUGUAUAGAGAUAUGGAUGCGGCUGAUGAUGAUUGGAAUGAGUUUAAUGAUAUAAAUAAGAUUAUUAUUAGGCAACCCAUUCGUACAGAAUAUAAAAUAGCUUUCCCUUUCCUAUAUAAUUCUUUGCCACGUUCCGUCCAAGUAUCAUGGUAUCACGAACCUUCGGUCGUUUAUAUUCGUGCUGAGGAUCCUGAUUUACCUGCAUUUUAUUUUGAUCCUAUCAUAAAUCCUAUUUCAUCGCGCAAUGUUGCUGCUGCACAAGACCUUCGAAAUUUACAUGAAGACGAAAUAUUUGGUGAAAAAGAUAUAGAUACAGAAUUUUCACUUCCAAGCAGAAUUGUACCAUUUUUAGAAGAUCGACCAUUAUAUACAGACACGACAGCUGACGGAAUUGCAUUAUGGUGGGCACCUUAUCCUUUUAAUAAGCGUAGCGGUCGAAUGAGACGAGCUGAAGAUAUACCUUUAGUAAAGAAUUGGUAUCUUGAACAUUGUCCUCCUGGACAGCCUGUGAAAGUUCGUGUCUCUUAUCAAAAGCUCAUAAAGUGUUAUGUUUUAAAUGCUUUGAAACAUCGCUCUCCGAAAUCCUUGAACAAGAAAUACUUGUUCCGUCAACUUAAAUCUACAAAAUUCUUCCAAACUACUGAACUGGAUUGGGUUGAGGCUGGAUUACAAGUUUGUCGUCAAGGGUACAAUAUGCUUAACCUUUUGAUCCAUCGUAAGAAUCUCAAUUACUUGCAUUUGGAUUACAAUUUCAACUUAAAACCCGUGAAAACACUUACCACAAAAGAACGUAAAAAGUCUCGAUUUGGAAAUGCCUUCCAUUUAUGUCGAGAAAUUUUACGGUUGACCAAGUUGGUCGUUGAUUCACACGUACAAUAUCGCUUGGGUAAUGUAGAUGCAUUCCAGUUAGCUGAUGGUUUACAAUAUAUAUUUGCACAUGUCGGUCAACUCACUGGAAUGUACAGAUACAAAUACCGUUUAAUGAGACAAAUUAGAUUGUGUUUCAGCGGGGACACCAAAAUUAUGAUGCCAAACGGAACUUUUAAAGAAGCAAAGGAUAUAGCUGUUGGAGAUCAAGUAUUGGGUGAUGACGGUGAACCUCGUCGCGUAAUUUCACGUACUCGAGGUCAUGGAAUUAUGUAUCGCAUAAAUCUCUCUAAGAUAAAAGGUGAUGGAUUCGUUUGUAACGGACAACAUAUUCUCGUGCUUAAGUCCAAAUUCCAUCCUACGAUCGAAGUAGACGAAAAAGGACAAUCGAUUACUGUUGUUUAUAUGUCAUUCGAUACAUAUGACAGAGAUCUUAGUUUAAAACUUCCGACUAUUUCUUCUAAAAGCUUUUCUUGGAAUCUUAACGUUUAUGACAGUUAUGAGGCAGCGAAGAAAGCGGCUUCUAAACGUUUAGAAGAACUAAUUGUGCUUGGUUAUAAAGGUCAGCUCUGUUCAGGAUUUAAUCGAUGGACAAUACAAUUAAGUUAUGAAUCACCAUAUACCAAACCUUUGGAAUAUGAUGGACUUAAUUUUUACUGGAAACAACCAAAAAAUAAAAGAAUUUAUAAACACGAGGACGCUAUAGUUCGAGCAAAUAAUUUUGUAGAGAAACAAAAUGAAUUCAUUAGGAAUUUUGUUUGGGAAGUUUCCGUUGAGAAUUACCUACGAUUCCAUAAGAAAUAUCCAUAUGUUGCCGAGUAUAUUAGAAUGUACCGUUGUUCUGUUCUAAAAUUCCCUGAAUCAAGUACUUUAAAUAUUAAAUCCUUGAUUCAAGAUUCAUUUAAAGAAGCUGGUGUUUACAAUAAUUACCUUGAUGAGGGUGAACUUGCUUGGCUUUUAGGUGCAUGGCUCGGCAAUGGCGAUGCAUUAAGACCAAUAAUUUAUCUUCAUUCUGAGAAUUCUCGUAACGUGUUAAUUAAAUUAAGAGAGAUUUCUGAAAAAUUACAACUAAACCUUGUAAUUGUGGACAAGCCAGAUGAAUGUUACAAAGGAAUUCUUCUUUCCACAACUUCAGAAUCAAUUAUUAAGAAGUCAGUAAUUAAAUAUGAUGAGCUUGGAUUUCCAAUAGUGGAUAAUGAUGAGUUAAUUCUUAAAUCCGGUCAAAAUAUAUACAAUAUCUUUAUAAAUAUUCUCAAACGUUUGGGAAUAUUUGAAAACAAUAAAGUAUUUGACGAUAAUUUGAUCUGUGGCUUUACAAAUCAAUCGGAACAUUUUCGACUUAAUCUUUUGGCGGGACUUAUUGAUACCACCGGCUACAUUAAAUAUCAUAAACGAAAUCGUUGUAGUUACGAAGUUUCUCAAGGUCUAAAGUCUCAUAUGCGUAUCGAGCGCCUUGUUCGCCAUGUGUCACUUUCCUUAGGGUUAAAGGCAACGAUUAGCACAGAUGUAGAACAACUACAUGGUAGUGAUAAAAGAAGAAUCGCAGAAUCGGUUCGAAUAAUUAUUAGUGGAUCAAAAAUCAAUGACAUUCCAGUUGUCGUUGAUCAUAAACGAAUACCUGGAGAACAAAGGUUGAUGACAUAUAGAAAUUCUAAUGGAUGCAUUAAAUUUUCCAUCGAGCGCUUAAAUGAAGAUGAUUAUUAUGGCUUUGGAGUAGAUGGAAAUAAUGAAAGAAUAUUACUAAAUGAUUUCUUGGUGUCACAUAACUGUAAAGACUUGAAGCACCUUAUUUAUUAUCGUUUUAACACGGGACCAGUAGGGAAGGGUCCAGGUUGUGGUUUUUGGGCUCCAGGAUGGCGUGUUUGGCUAUUUUUCAUGAGGGGUAUUGUUCCUUUAUUAGAAAGAUGGCUUGGAAAUUUAUUGGCACGUCAUUUUGAAGGUCGUCAUUCUAAGGGAAUUGCCAAGACUGUAACAAAGCAACGUGUUGAAUCUCAUUAUGACCUUGAACUUCGUGCUGCCGUUAUGCAUGAUAUCUUGGAUAUGAUGCCGGAAGGCAUCAAAGCUAAUAAAUCCAAGACUAUUUUACAGCAUCUUAGUGAGGCUUGGAGAUGUUGGAAAGCAAACGUUCCUUGGCAUAUUAUGGGAAUGCCUAAACCGAUCGAAAAUAUGAUCCUUAGAUAUGUUAAGAGCAAAGCCGACUGGUGGACUAGUGUUGCGCAUUAUAAUCGUGAAAGAAUUCGAAGAGGUGCAACCGUUGACAAAACGGUAUGCAAAAAAAAUCUUGGACGUUUGACGCGUUUGUGGUUGAAAGCCGAACAAGAACGUCAACAUAAUUAUCUCAAAGAUGGUCCUUAUAUUACUGCCGAAGAAGCCGUUGCGAUUUACACGUCCACUGUCCAUUGGUUAGAAAGUCGUAAAUUUUCACCCAUUCCUUUCCCACCACUUUCAUAUAAACAUGACACCAAAUUAUUAAUUUUGGCGCUCGAAAGAUUGAAAGAGGCUUAUAGUGUAAAAGGAAGACUUAAUCAAAGUCAACGCGAAGAAUUGGGAUUAAUCGAACAAGCUUAUGACAAUCCACACGAAGCACUUAGUCGAAUUAAACGUUUAUUGUUGACCCAGCGGGCAUUUAAAGAAGUUGGAAUCGAAUUUAUGGAUCUUUAUAGCCACUUGAUUCCAGUAUUUGACGUUGAACCUCUUGAAAAGAUUACUGAUGCGUAUCUUGAUCAAUAUCUUUGGUACGAGGGAACAAAGAGAAAUUUAUUUCCUGCAUGGAUUAAACCUUCUGACACUGAACCACCACCAUUGCUUGUCUAUAAAUUCUGUCAAGGAAUUAACAAUUUGACAGAUGUAUGGGAUACAUCUGAAGGACAAAUCAAUGUCAUGUUGGAAACUCAAUUUAGUAAAGUCUAUGAAAAGAUAGAUUUGACUUUAUUAAACAGAUUAUUAAGAUUAAUCCUGGAUCACAAUCUCGCCGAUUACAUGACAGCGAAGAAUAACGUAGUUCUAAACUACAAAGACAUGAAUCAUGUUAAUGCAUAUGGCUUAAUUCGUGGUUUGCAAUUCGCAAGUUUCAUAUUCCAAUAUUAUGGCCUCAUUCUUGACUUGUUAGUUCUUGGAUUACAACGAGCAUCUGAAAUGGCAGGGCCAGCCUCGAUGCCUAAUGACUUUCUUCAAUUCCGUGAUGUUGUAACCGAAACUAGACAUCCGAUAAGAUUGUACUGUCGUUAUAUCGAUAAAGUUCAUAUAUUUUUCCGAUUUAAUGCUGAAGAAGCUAGAGACCUUAUUCAACGUUAUUUAACAGAACAUCCUGAUCCAAAUUCGGAAAAUAUAGUUGGGUAUAAUAAUAAGAAAUGUUGGCCACGAGAUUGUAGGAUGAGACUUUUCAAGAGUGAUGUUAAUGCUGGAAGAGCAGUAUUUUGGGAUAUUAAGAAUAGAUUACCUCGUUCAUUAACCACAAUCGAAUGGGAGGACACUUUUUGUAGUGUUUAUUCGAAGGAUAAUCCAAACGUUUUGUUUUCAAUGUGUGGUUUUGAAGUAAGAAUACUUCCAAAGAUUCGAAAUCUUAACGAAGAAUUUACACUUAAGGAUGGUGUUUGGAAUUUGAUUAACGAACAAACAAAAGAAAGAACUGCACAAGCUUUCCUUCGCGUUGAUGAAGAAUCAAUGCAAAAGUUUCAUAAUCGUGUCCGACAAAUUUUAAUGGCUAGCGGCAGUACCACAUUCAGUAAAAUCAGUAACAAGUGGAACACCUGCUUAAUUGGUUUGAUGUCUUACUAUAGAGAAGCAGUUGUACAUACUCGUGAACUGUUGGAUAUUAUUGUGAAAGCGGAAAAUAAGAUUCAAACCAGAAUUAAGAUAGGUCUUAACAGUAAAAUGCCUAGUCGUUUCCCUGUGCACGUGUUUUAUUGUCCCAAAGAAUUGGGUGGCCUUGGUAUGUUGUCGAUGGGUCAUGUGCUUAUUCCUCAAUCUGAUUUACGCUGGAGUAAACAAACAGAAACGCAGAUUACACACUUUCGCGCCGGGAUGUCACAUGAGGAAGAUCAAUUGAUUCCUAAUUUAUUCCGAUAUCUUCAACCAUGGGAGUCCGAAUUCAUUGAUUCUCAACGUGUAUGGGCGGAAUAUGCACUCAAGCGUCAAGAAGCUAAUGCUCAAAAUAGACGAUUAACACUUGAAGAUCUUGAAGAUUCUUGGGAUAGAGGGUUACCUAGAAUUAAUACUUUGUUCUCAAAAGAUCGACAUACUCUUGCUUACGAUAAAGGAUGGCGGGUCAGAAAUGAUUUUAAACAAUAUCAAGUACUAAAGAAUAAUCCAUUCCAUUGGACCAGUUCGCGUCAUGACGGAAAGCUUUGGUCUCUCAACAAUUAUCGAACUGAUGUCAUUCAAGCACUUGGAGGCGUUGAAGGCAUUCUAGAGCACACUCUUUUCAAAGGAACUUAUUUUACCACAUGGGAAGGCAACUUAUUAACGUUUUAUUUUAAAAUUUUAGGUCUCUUCUGGGAGAAAGCAUCCGGAUUUGAGGAAUCUAUGAAAUAUAAGAAAUUAACAAAUGCUCAAAGAUCCGGCCUUAAUCAAAUUCCGAACAGAAGGUUUACCUUGUGGUGGUCUCCAACUAUUAAUCGUGCCAAUGUAUAUGUUGGUUUCCAAGUACAACUUGAUCUCACGGGUAUCUUUAUGCAUGGAAAAAUUCCCACAUUGAAAAUUUCACUUAUUCAAAUAUUCCGGGCUCAUUUAUGGCAAAAAGUAUUCGAUUCGGAGCUUGAAAGUUUACAGAUCGAAACAGUUCAAAAGGAGAGUAUUCAUCCGAGAAAAUCAUACAAGAUGAAUUCCUCGUGUGCAGACAUAUUACUUUUCGCUGCAUACAAGUGGAAUGUGUCCAAACCAUCAUUAUUGAAUGAUAAUAAAGACACCAUGGACGGUACUACAACUUCGCGUUGGUUUGUCGAUGUACAACUUAGAUUUGGUGAUUUUGAUUCUCAUGACAUUGAAAGAUAUACCAGAGCAAAAUUCUUAGAUUAUUCUACAGAUAAUAUGAGUAUUUAUCCAUCGCCAUUUGGCAUUAUGAUUGGUAUAGAUCUCGCGUAUAAUUUACAUAGUGCGUAUGGUCAUUGGAUUCCUGGAAUGAAACCAUUAAUACAAUCAGCAAUGGCUAAGAUUAUGAAGGCAAAUCCUGCGUUAUACGUUUUGCGUGAACGUAUCCGUAAAGGUUUACAAUUAUAUUCCUCGGAGCCAACUGAACCUUACUUAUCAUCACAAAAUUAUUCUGAAUUGUUUAGCAAUCAGAUUAUUUGGUUCGUUGAUGACACCAAUGUAUAUCGUGUAACCAUUCACAAGACAUUUGAAGGCAAUUUGACCACGAAACCAAUAAACGGAGCUAUUUUCAUUUUUAAUCCAAGAACUGGACAAUUGUUCUUGAAGAUUAUUCACACUUCGGUUUGGGCGGGUCAGAAACGUUUGGGUCAAUUGGCCAAGUGGAAAACUGCAGAAGAAGUAGCUGCUUUAAUUAGGUCAUUGCCAAUUGAAGAACAGCCUAAACAAAUUAUUGUUACACGAAAGGGCAUGUUGGAUCCUCUUGAAGUGCAUUUACUUGAUUUCCCAAAUAUUGUUAUCAAAGGAAGUGAGUUACAACUCCCAUUCCAGGCUUGUCUUAAAUUAGAAAAGUUUGGUGAUUUGAUUCUCAAGGCUACUGAGCCUCAAAUGACUCUGUUUAAUUUGUUCGACGAUUGGCUUAAAACGAUUUCUUCGUACACUGCAUUCUCGCGUCUUAUUCUUAUUUUACGUGCUUUACAUGUGAAUACGGAUAAAACAAAGAUGAUUUUACGUCCCGAUAAAAAUACCAUUACUGAACCUCAUCAUAUUUGGCCAACGUUGUCUGAUGAAGAAUGGAUUAAAGUUGAAGUUGCUUUGAAAGAUUUGAUUUUGGCAGAUUAUGGAAAAAAGAAUAAUGUAAAUGUAGCAUCUCUUACACAAUCGGAAAUUCGUGAUAUUAUCCUUGGUAUGGAAAUUUCCGCACCAUCUUUGCAACGGCAACAAAUUGCAGAGAUUGAAAAACAAACCAAGGAACAGUCUCAACUUACGGCCGUCACUACAAAAACGCAAAAUGUACACGGUGAUGAGAUGAUUGUCACAACAACUAGUAAUUAUGAGACACAAACAUUUUCUUCAAAGACGGAAUGGCGUGUUCGCGCCAUAUCUUCAACAAAUUUACACCUUCGUACCAAUCAUAUUUACGUCAACGCGGAGGAUAUUAAGGAUACCGGAUAUACUUAUGUUUUACCAAAGAACGUAUUGAAACGAUUCAUUCAAGUUGCCGACCUCCGAACCCAAAUUGCUGCAUUUCUUUAUGGAGUAUCACCUCGUGAUAAUGCUCAAGUUAAAGAAAUUAAGAGUUUGGUUAUAAUUCCACAAUAUGGUACGCAUCAAUCAGUAAAUUUACCAUAUGCGUUACCGGAUCACGAAUAUCUCAAAGAUCUUGAACCUCUUGGUCUUAUUGUGACUCAACCAUUUGAGACUGCACAAUUGUCUCCGACAAUUCUAUCGCUUCAUGCAAGAAUUGUAGCAGACAAUAGGAAUUGGGAUGCAGACAAAACAAUUUCGAUGACGGUCUCAUUCACACCUGGAUCUUGCUCGUUGACGGCAUAUAAAUUGACACCUGCUGGUUUCGAAUGGGCUCGUAAUAAUAAGGACACGUCUGUUAAUCCACCAGGUUAUCUUCCAACAUUUGCUGAAAAAGUACAAAUGUUGUUAUCUGAUCGAUUCAUGGGAUUCUUUAUGGUUCCGGAAAAUGAUAUUUGGAAUUAUUCAUUUAUGGGACCUAGUCACAGCGCAUCUAUGAAAUAUACCCUCAAGUUGGAUGUACCGAAAGAAUUUUAUCACGAAUUACACAGGCCGCAACAUUUUCUUAACUUUAGUUCAAUGGAGGAAGAUGUCGAAGCUGAUCGAGAAGACGCAUUUGCUUAG
Funneliformis mosseae is the source of this 8613-nucleotide messenger RNA. The record is from the annotation of a GenBank genome assembly. Lineage: Eukaryota; Fungi; Glomeromycota; Glomeromycetes; Glomerales; Glomeraceae.